Messenger RNA from Diutina rugosa, 1872 nucleotides. RefSeq names its product Zn(II)2Cys6 transcription factor domain-containing protein. Gene Ontology annotation, biological process: regulation of transcription by RNA polymerase II. Bases 1 to 1872 code for a protein of 623 amino acids. The transcript has a single exon. The record is from RefSeq and is a predicted model, not a curated record. NCBI's taxonomy places the organism in Eukaryota, Fungi, Ascomycota, Pichiomycetes, Serinales, Debaryomycetaceae. Gene Ontology annotation, molecular function: DNA-binding transcription factor activity, RNA polymerase II-specific; zinc ion binding.
AUGAACUCGCCGCCGUCGUUUGACGACGACAACACCCUCAAGCUCAACCUCCCGUUCAACGACCAGUGCUACCAGUACGAGAACUCGAUGCCGUUCAACCCGAUGCCGCCCCGCCCCAUCCAGGGGCGCCAGCAGUCGAACCAGCCGCUGACGACGACGCUGCCCGCGCAACUGUCGGCGGUGCCGCCGCCGCCGGGAGCGGUGGACCCCAUGCACGACUACAGCAUGCAAAACUCGCUGCACUACCUGAUCUUCUCCAACCAGGUGGCGAUGAACCUGGCGGGGUCGUUGAACCACUCGAUGUACCAGUUGGACGACCAGCUGCUGACGGACUUGGUCCACGAGUACCUGAUGAACCCAGUGCCCCUGGGCGAUCUCAUAUACCAGAUCCACGACUACGAGUUGACGGCGCUGGUGGAGCUGUUGCCCCUGGUGCCGGCGCCGCCGCCUCAGCUGUUGCUGCAAAUGUCGCAAGCGGCCUCCGCCCCUCUGCUCGUUGAGUCCCAUUUCACUCAUCCGUUAUACGUUCACCAAGCUGCUGCCGACUAUCAGAUGAACCACCCAGAAGGCCAGCUCAUGCCCGCGGGCGAGUUGCCUCCGUUUACGCCCACGGUUAACGACUACGAGUUCGGCGCUCACCCUUUCCCUCAUGAACAUCACGCCCAGCAUUAUCAUCAACAUCAUCAUCAUCAUCAACAUCAACAACCUCCUCUUCAAACUGAGCAGGAAAUUCCUCCGAACGCGCCGCCUCAGGGGACGUUUACUCACCACCAGCCAUUGCCGGUGAACCCGCCACCUCCACGGGGCGCCCACACCACGCCGCCGUCGCAACGCAUUUCCAAAAAGCACUCCAGUCUGCGGCUUAACGUGCUUUCUACCAAGAAAAACCUCGUGGUAUCGACGCUGACGCCGUUGUCGACGGAACUGCUGCCGGGGUUUGGCGUGUCGCCGUUGUGCAACAAGUACCGUGGGCUUGACAUCCACCAGCAACAACUUCCGCUGCAACCGUCGCUCACGGGGCUCCACCUGGUGCUGAACGCGCUGAGCGUAGCGUCGCUGUAUGAGGCGCCACCGAUGCCGCCGCAACAGCUUGGUGGCAUGAUGCCGCCGAUGAACGUGUUCCGCCAGGACCUGGAACUGAGCUUGCUGCUGGCUGCAGGACUGUACUACGACCUGCUGGCGACCCAGGGCGUAGCCCAGGCUUCUGGGGCGAUGACGCCGCCGCUGACGCUGACGCCACCCCGGCGCAAGUUCCUGUCGCUAUCGGAAGUGCUGGCGCAAAAGGUGAAGAAUCUUAGUCGCAAGCAACAGGAAAGUGUCGGCAUGUUAGGCCCCUCGUCGUUGCCGCCGCUGAUCCCCGUACCGCCAGCGCCCAUGGGUGCAAACCCUAACCCGGCACCGGUAACUGCUUCUUCGUUAGUAAUGACGCCCACGGCGCCAGCAGCGCCGCCGCCCAUCAUGAUGCACGCCAACAACUCGCUGUCGCUGGUCCUCUCCAACGGUCUGACGGGACUGGACCUUGGCGCCGCGGUUAACCAGGCGAUCAUGUCGUCGGGGGGCAAGACGAAGAAACACACGCGCCGGCGGCUUUUGCCCCGUCUGAAGAACGGGUGUUGGAUCUGCCGCAUCAAGCACUUGAAGUGCGACGAGUUGCGCCCGCUGUGCUCGCUGUGUGCCCGUUUCGGUAUCGACUGUGACUAUCUGUCGGAAAAGCCCGACUACGUCACCGAUAAGGAAUUGCGUAGGGAGAAGUUAACCAGCAUAUCCGCGCUCCGCAAGCAAAAGCAACUGCAAACGCCGGCGAAACCGAAGCGUAAAGAACCCGCUCCCUAUACCGACGUGGCGGUAGACCCGGUUCAAGGCUACUUCUAA